Messenger RNA from Oryza sativa Japonica Group (Japanese rice), 3930 nucleotides. The record is from RefSeq and is a predicted model, not a curated record. Lineage: Eukaryota; Viridiplantae; Streptophyta; Magnoliopsida; Poales; Poaceae.
GGAUAAAACCCGAGUCAAAACCAUCGAAGAACUGGUUUUGAUUAGUUAAGAGAUGCCGGAUGUUUGGUUUUUCGGUCGGGGACAAUUUUGUAACUCGAUGACAAGCUGAGGGACCUUCGGUGUACUUUUCCCCAGAAUUUACCAUCCGCAAUUAAUACGGGCUUCGUAUUGGCCCAAUUGUUCGUCUCGGGCCAGUAAACACACUAAACGAACCGCGGCCCAUGAUAUUUCAACGGUCCAGAUUGAUCGAACAUACUAGUAGUAAUAAGUCGAUGCCAUUUGAAUAGUCAUCUCCUCCAAAACCCUAACCCCUCCACUUUCUCUUCUCGCGCCGGCGCCAUGACGCUCCUCGCCGCCAUCACCAAUCCCUCCGCCGCCGCCGCCGCCGCCGCCGUCGCGGCGAACCCCAUCGUCCUCACUCCCGGCGCCGCUCCGCCACCGCCGACCUCCUCCGCGCUCCCCACCCAGAUCCCGCCCUCCGACUGGUCCCUCUCCCCCGCCGACCCCGCCCUCGCCACCGCCGCCUCCUUCCUCUCCACCUCCCUCUCCUCCACCUCCGUCUCCCUCCCGCGCUUCCGCUCCCUCCUCGCCUCCUUCCUCACCACCCUCUCCAACUCCCUCUCCCUCCCCGCCCCCUCCCCCAACCUCCCACAAGCCAUCCGCUCCGUCUCCCCCUACUUCCCCGCCGCCCUCGCCUCCCCCGUCGCCUCCCGAGCGGCGAGCCUCGCUGAGUACGACGUCCUCCUCGCCCUCGCCGAGUGCGGCCUCCUCCGCCACCCCCCGCCGAGCCUCCUUUCCUCGCUCUCCGAGGCCGACCGCCCCGAGCUCGUCUGCGCCGUGGUCCGACAGGCCGCCGACCUCCGCUCCUCCGAGCUGCUCGCGACGCUCCGCUGCUUCCUCUCGCCGGCCUCCGAUGCCGCCUACGACGCCAUGAUGAGUGUCAAGAACCGGUGGAAGGAAGCCGCGGUGCUAGCGGUCAACAGGUGCAAGGAGAAGGGCGCGGGGAAGAAGGUCGAUGCCAUGGCGAGGCAGGCGGCGCUGCUGCUCAUGAUGGGAUACGAUGGGUUCACCUCACCGGAGGUGUGCCUGCAUUACCUGUUUGCGUCUGAGAAUGUGGACUCUGUGGUCUUCGGCGCAGCCGUAUCGGAGCUGGAUGGUGGGGAGGUGGUCAGGCUGAUGAAGUACCUCACCAAGUGGAUAGGGAAAUACCAGAGGUUCCCAGAGGCGCAGGCAUGCCCAGAGGCUGUGGGAAUGCCAGGGCUGGAGCUGUGUGACAUUGUGCCCUCAUUUCGGGUGGUGGCUGGGGCGCUAGGAUUGGUGUUUGACCAGCACUUCUCGCACCUAGCGCUGAAUGCAGAGUUGAAGGAGGAUUUGAAGGCCGCGGAGAUGAUGGUGAAACAGCUGGCCACAGAAGCUGAAUCUGCAGGGCCUAUCCUGGACUUGCUUCGACGUAUGCAGCAAGAUGUGUUUAAGCUUGACAGUAUUACCUCUGGUAUCUUUUUAGUGUAAAAUGGUGCCCAUUUUUAAUUAUGAGGUUACAUGUCUUAAGUAAUGCUCAAAUAUUCUGACCUUCUUGUAAAUUUACUUUGAAUUGGACACACCCAUGUGUAAGAUGUGAAAUGCUGGAUUCACAUUUUUUGAAGUACAAAAGAAAAAGGUGCAUGCACUGGGAGCCUGCCUCAUGCCUAUUGACCAAUUUAAACGACAGUGAAGACGAGAGUGCAACAGAUGACUGGUGCCAUAGGCAGUAGAAAAAGGAAGAGAAAUGGAGCAUACCAGCCAAAGUUGAAGACGUUCUCAACCAAGCGGGCUAUCUUGGGAUAGCAGAAUAGCUGCCAAAGUUGAAGACGUUGUCAAAACAAGCGGCUAUCUUUGUGUUUUCUGGUCCCAAGGUAUGAUACUCCAGCUCUCCUGUUUACCCCAUCUUAGAAAAAGGAAAAAUGUCAUCUUUUGCAUAUUGAAAGUGGUAGGUAAGGCAGUUCAAUCUUCAAUCUUCCCAAAACGAGCUCAAGCUUCCUAAAAGUUUCUUUUUAUUAAAGAAGUAAACUUUCCAUUUAUGUUCAUCUGAGAAAAUUCUAUACAAUUAGUUAGUGCCUCGAGUACAUUUUAGUUUGAUGCGUCACUUCUUUUGCUUCAGUUAGCAACUAAGCUCGCUGAUAUUAUCUAGGUCUCAUGGAUUAUUAAAUUGUUUUUGGUUGUUGGCUAGCUGGGUUUGCAAUCGUCCCCUUCCCCAGUUUAGAUAUAUGGGGUAUACUUUGUGAGAUUUUCUCUCAUCCUUUGAGAUGUAUGUACCUCAUCCUUGAGAUAUACCUCUCCAUAAAAAGAGGUACCAAAAUUAAUCUAACAGGUUGGAAAAGGAUUGAAAACUUAUCUUUAUAAAUAUUUCAGACUUUUUUUUUUUACAUUUUCUAGCGGUAUAGAUAUUUGAUUAAGAGGUAUAUACCUCAGGACUAACACUAUAACACUAUGAGGUAUAUGUACCUCUCUAUACCUCAGAACGACUAGAAAAGUCUUGCCAGUGCUAAUCAUAAACUUGUUUUCUAAUCAGUUAAACCGGUAUAAUUUUUUACCUCUCAAAUUGUGAGGUAUAUACCUCUCCCAGAAUGAAAGAAAACCUCAUAUUUUGUUGGAUGAUGUGCUCUGAAUCCUGAAGAUCUCCUCGUUGACGAAUUUUGAAGUGAUGCUUGCAUCUUAGGCAAAGUAAUGUUUGACAACAUGAGUCGUGCCCAAGCCACUAUAGUCUAAUGCACUGUCCUGCGUCCACACUUAUGCCAUGACUGACAUACUGAAUGCUAGUAUUGCACAUUCUAGUAUUGUUAUUGUGUCAUAGUAGUGCUAUGGUGCUGAAAUUUAAAGCCACUUAUCUUAGCAAGAACUCAGUGUAUCAACAUUAACAAAAAAAGAGAGCUAUAUUCCAUCCUCUAAAAAAAAAAAAUGCCUGAUGGAAUACUUGGUAGGUAGCUCUGCCGUGUGCCAACUCUUGUGUGUGGAGUAGUUUUGACCAUUUCUUGCAUUCUUGGAUGGCAAGUUUGUCGCAUCAUCCAAGGGUAUCUUGAAGUGCGCAAAGUGAAGCUGUGAUUCAAGUAUGCCUUGGAUCUGAUGAGAAUGCAUCGACACGUGUGCCUGGUGCUUCCAUUAUUCUCUGUGCAGCUUCAUUCGCUGAAUGUGGCUGACUAGUUGCUCAUGAGUACUCAUGACAUGGUCUCAUAGUAUGAGAUAAAAGCCUCUUCAAAGUCACUAAUGGCCCAUUAAUCAUGCUGUUUGCAAGAGGUUGCGGCAGAUAAGUACAUUGUAGAAAUGUUUUUGUAGUGGCAUGGAAAAGGCAUUGCAUUCUUUUCUUCCCCUUUUGAUUAAAAGAAUAUUUGAAAGCAAUUGGAGUAUUGGACAUUGCUGGUGAGCCAGAAGGACACCUUUACCAAUUACCACCACCCAAAAUGAGCUUCUUUUUUUUGUAAGUAGCCUUUAUUCCUUCUUCCCCUCUUGAUGAAUGCUUCCCUUCUGUUCUUUUAGACCUCCUCCUGCUGCUGCAGCAGCAGCAAUGGCGUGAAACUUCGCGGCAACGGCACUGCACGGCCACCGAAUCUGAUCACUGAACAGUGCCAGUGAGCUGCAUAGUAGCUUGGUGAUCUUGCUUGUUCACCUUUUAUCAUCUCAACGAAUCUGAGCAGAAGUGCUUUCUGAGUUACUGUCAUGCAUCCUAUCCUCAGGUUAAAUAAAAGGGAGAUCGCAUGAUGAUUCUUGUUUGUGCCGGUAGAAAGUUGUUCGUUUAAUUUCCAAGAUUUGUAGGUGGUGAAGUGUGAACCAAGGCCACCGCAAUUUCGGUCCUAGCCGUUGGCAUGCAUGUAACUAUAUGUAACAAACUAUCAAUGUGCUUUUGCUCAUAUUUCCUACUCAAUUGGCUUCUAGCCUAUCUAGCUGCCUGGCUGCCAA